AUGAGCCAUGCGGAAGUAAAAUUCAUAAUUUCCUGAGUCAUUGCACCCCUGUUUCAAAUCUGCAACGAAACCUGUCAUAGCAUCCCCUGUACGGCUUCUUUAACUUUUGUGUUUGGUAGUUUAUUGAACAAUGGAGGGUUCUGUAUCAAAUGUGGAGGUCUGUAAUUUUGCUUACACGGGUCAGUUUGAUAAAUUAAGACAGUGCAUCAUGUCAGAUAAAACGCUUGCCUGCAAAACAGACCAGGACCAUAGAACCGCUCUGCACUGGGCUUGUUCUGCCGGCCACACCAAAAUUGUGGAGUUUCUGCUUGAUCUGGGACCUGAUGUGAAUCUGCAAGAUGAUGCUUCGUGGACCCCCCUUCACAUUGCAGCAUCUGCUGGCAGAGAAGACAUAGUGAGAGCUUUAAUAUCCAAAGGAGCUCAGCUGAAUUCAAUAAAUCAAAAUGGAUGCACCCCUCUGCACUACGCUGCUUCUAAAGACAGAUAUGAGAUCGCUCUGAUGUUGUUGGAAAAUGGAGCAGACCCUAAUGUCACGGACAAGCUGGAGUCCACUCCCCUCCACAGAGCGUCUGCCAAGGGCAACUACCGCCUCAUCCAGCUGCUUCUCAAAGAGAGUGCCUCAACCAACAUCCAGGACUCACAGGGCAACACAGCACUGCACCUGGCAUGCGAUGAGGAGCGCGUGGAAGCAGCCAAGUUGCUGGUGGAACAUGGGGCCAGCAUCUACAUUGAGAACAAAGAGGAGAAGACCCCCAUCCAGUUAGCUAAGGGUGGACUGGGAAACUUACUUCGUCGAAUCGUAGAAGGAUGAUUCAUUUGCUUCGUCCUUGCUUAUAUCCCCACCAUUGCAGAGCUACUUUAUGAGAAUUCUCAUCCCAGUCAACCCCCCCUGAGCGUCCAGGAGUUACACAUUGGAUGUGAAACAGGUGGGAGAUGAGACACUCUUAAGGAUGAAUGCUGGACUGUACUGCAAUCUUCUCAAGUGGGGCAGUGAAGCCACUCAGACCUAAAUGUUUUGUCAGAAACUCUGCAAAAACCUGCACUAAGAUCAGUUUAUCCAACUCUGUAGACCAGAUUAUAUGAAGUUUGGAUCAUUCCAAAAUGGCAAAAUAAAAAUGAGUGCUUAGCCUGUUUACAGAGAAUGUUUUUCAUUAAGGUUGCCAAACUCAGGCAUGAGUCAGGAUGGGCCAGGUGUUCCAAAGCACACCCUCUUGAAGAAAGUGUGGGUUGGCACAGUUGAUUUAUAAAAAAGUUUACCUUUGUGAUAACGGAGGAGUGUAAGGAUGGAGAAGUUUCAUUAAAACACAAAAAAAUAAUGAAAUCGACUAAUCUAAUGUUCAUACCCCGAACACAACACAUUUUUAAAAACUGUGGGACACUUUGCCAAAUGUAAAAAUAAAUAUAAUGAUGAUAGUGAUGAUAGUGAUGAUUUGCAAAAUAUUAAAACCCAUAUUCAACUGAAA
Molecule: messenger RNA, 1463 nt
Organism: Notolabrus celidotus (New Zealand spotty)
Lineage: Eukaryota; Metazoa; Chordata; Actinopteri; Labriformes; Labridae
Gene: psmd10
Product: proteasome 26S subunit, non-ATPase 10
Exons: 5
Coding region: 131-811 (226 amino acids)
Molecular function (GO): protein binding
Source: RefSeq, a predicted model, not a curated record